CCUUCUGCAUGUCGUCUACUAACAACAUCUAACCUACUGACUGACUGACUCAAGAAAAUCGAUUCGAGACAGUCGGAGAAAUAAUUCAUAACUGAAAAGCACGUGCUUCGACGGGACGCAGCAGCAGCAGCAGUUCCGUAAAAGAACGCAGGGGAGUGUUGCGAGUGAGCGUCGCGACGCCGGCGUCUGCGCACCCCAAAACAAAAGAGCGGCGCGGUGGCGGCGGUUCCGCAGUACGUCGAGCCCUCUCCAAACGUACCGAUCCUCAGCAAUCCGUCCGAAAAUCGCGUCGUUAACGAACAUACUCGUUGUUUGCAUUGCACAUCAUCAAAAGUUAUUCGACCGUUAACUAACCGACAGUUACGAUAAUCGACUUGUUACUUAAACCGAUUGACAGCUGCAUCGGUUUGGAACAAACUAAAUAACAAUUAGAAAACAGUUCGUUCGAGGAGGUUCGCAGUGGUGUGUGAUGCGAGAGCAAUAAGGACGAGACAAGGAUUAAAUAAUAAGUGCGAUUCGAGAUGGCUGUGCAGGCUUCGCUCAUGAAGACGAUGAUGGAUGUGAUCGGAUUCCUCUUCAUCUCCAUCGGCAUGAUCGUCACGUCGAUCGUGAAGUGUUUGAUGCCGAGCAGUUACAAGCCUUUCAAGAACUGCAAAGGUGAAAUCAUCUUGAUCACCGGUGGCGGAAGCGGUUUGGGACGGCUGAUGGCUAUGAGAUUCGCGAGGCUCGGUGCUACGAUCGUAGUAUGGGACAUCAAUGAACCAGGUAUCCAGGAGACUGUGAAGCUGGUGGAAGCCGACGGAGGAAAAGCCCACGGCUACAAAUGCAACAUCGCCGACAGGGAAUGCGUCUACAAGACCGCAGAUCUUGUCCGAAAGGAAGUUGGAAAUGUGACCAUGCUGAUCAACAAUGCCGGCGUUGUUUCCGGUGAAUUCCUGCUGAAGACGCCGGACCACUUAAUCCAGAGGACCUUCGACGUCAACAUCGUCUCCCACUUUUGGACCACGAAAGCCUUUCUGCCAAAUAUGAUCGAGAAUGAUCACGGUCACAUAGUGACGAUCGCUUCGAUGGCCGGACAUGUGGGAAUUUGCAAAUUGGUCGACUACUGUUCCUCCAAGUACGCUGCCGUAGGCUUCGACGAAUCCCUGAGAGUCGAGCUUGAGGUUCAAGGUAUCAAAGGAGUAAGAACAACGGUGGUCUGUCCAUACUUCAUCCAAUCUACAGGCAUGUUCGAUGACGUUAUGUCCAGGUUCGUUCCAACUCUGAAGUCCAACGACGUCGCCGAUAGAAUUGUAUUAGGAAUUCGAAGGGAAGAGCUGUACGUCAUGAUGCCAACACUGUUUCGCUACACCUUCUGGCUCAAAUGGGUGGUACCAUGGGGCAUGGUCUCUAUGUUCCUCAGAAACCUCGUACCAGAUGCGUCUCCUCAUCAAGUGGACGAUAAAGUGAAAUCAGAGAAACCUUUGGAUAACGGCACCAAAGAGUCUAACCUCACUGCAAUCGAUUCCAAUUUCCAUUUGCACCAGAGGAAGUGAUGACGAGCAACGCGUUAAACAUCCAUAAACUUGUGAAUAUAAUAAGUGCGGACAAUAAGUUCGGUUUCCUUCGUCAAUCAAGGGAUUGACCGACGACAAUAUCUAAUCGGGUUUUCGUUCAAUUACAUAAUUAAUUAGUAUUUAGACGCAUUGGGGGCAUAUCGUUUGCAAAUUUUCAGAAGAGCAAUUGUGAUACAAAUAAUGCAAUUAUUUUAAUGUUCUCUACUACCGUUUUUAUCAAAACUGAAUAUAUUGUAAAACUAAAUAUAUAUAUAUUAUUGUUUUUAAGUAUGUUAACGUUAAGUAAAUAAACAGAGAUAUUUUAUUGAUCCAUGCACUUUAUUAUAAGCUAAUGACUAGA
Messenger RNA from Nicrophorus vespilloides, 1896 nucleotides. Its product is annotated as epidermal retinol dehydrogenase 2. The coding region runs from base 522 to 1535 and encodes 337 amino acids. Gene Ontology annotation, cellular component: lipid droplet. Gene Ontology annotation, molecular function: oxidoreductase activity, acting on the CH-OH group of donors, NAD or NADP as acceptor. The transcript has 7 exons. Lineage: Eukaryota; Metazoa; Arthropoda; Insecta; Coleoptera; Silphidae. The record is from RefSeq and is a predicted model, not a curated record.